AUGGUCGCACAUACUCUCAUGAAACCUGUACCUGGCAACUCCAGUGCAGCUGCACGCUCCAAACGACGACACUGCAUAUGGGGUGUCAUGGUCUCCGUUAUCACGCUAGUGUCAUUCCAUAACUUUUGCAAAAGUUUCGAGUCGUUCCAGUCAAGCGGCGACGUUGGUAGCGCCGAGUCCCUCGACACUAAACGACUACAAAUGUACCCAUUUGGGAUUCCCCAUUACCAGAAAGCGGUCCAUCAUCUCGUGCAAGAAGAAGAGAAGGUCGAGCCAGCGAAAUGGACGCCUAGUAAGGGAUCCAAAGACGAGUGUCUCUACGCUCGGGACUACGGACUGAUCCAACGGCUACGGAACACGUCGCGGUCAUUUUGUACUCAAGGAGGCAACAGCAGCUCGCCAUACACGUUUUAUCACGUGUCAGACGCUGGCGUAAGUGCGACGUUGCUCGAGAACUUUGUGUUGGAUGUACGAGGCGCACAAGUGGCCAAGGACAUCGACAGUCUGGCUGAUGAUGGUGGCAACCACGACCCACGCUUUAAGUACAUGAAGAACGCGACGUUCUGUAGCUGUUCGCAGCCGCAGGAUCACGCUCACGGAGCUCCAAACAUCUGGAACGAAUUCUUCGUAGGAGGACCUGGUGACAACGACCCUACCUGCAAGACCGACACAGUUGACCGAGCUGUCGAUGACACGAUGACGUUGAAACAAGCCGUAGUGUUGGUGCGGAGAGAUGACCACAACCCGUUCUUCCAGAUCUCUGGGAUUCUAAACGCGUGGAUAAUGGUGCAGACUAUCGGGUGGGAAAGAGACUCAACGCAACUCGUGACCUUUGAUCGCGCGCUACCGACUCCAGUUGACGAGCUCCGACACGCUCUGCUUGGCCCUGAGCGUCUAAUUAUCAGCGGAGAAGAGUUCCAGCACCGAGUUGUGCACUUCGAAUCGGCUUUGUUGGCUCCGUACGAAGUCACAGGCCCGCUUAUGAGUCAUCUGGACGACAAUCAGCCCUGCUAUGACAAUGCUAUGAUCAAAGAAUUCAGAGACUUGGCACUCAAAAGUCUACGAGUAGCUCCACGCGACGGCAAAAGCGACCCACAGCGAUGCCUUGUGACCGUCAUCUCGCGCAGACCUUACGGUGGUCGUCGUGUACAGCGCCAAUGGCGGAACGAAGCCGAAAUCCUUCAACGAAUGCGUGAGGAAUACCAAGACGCGUAUCGAUUUGGAGAGUGCGAGUUCCAGUCUCUCGAGCUCACGAGCAUGACGAUGCACGACCAAAUGAAAUCUAUGCUGGACAGCGACGUGGUGAUCGGAAUGCACGGCGCUGGGAUGGUUAACGCCAUGUGGACGCGUCCUGGCACGCUCGUUAUUGAAAUAUUCCCACGAAGACGAUUUCGAUGGGGCUAUCGCAAUAUUUGCCAGUUUGUCGGCUGCAAGUGGCACGAUUUCCGUCGAGGAAGAGACAUCAAGAUCCACACGACGCUUUCGACCGAUAUGGACAAAAUCAUCCCGUACCCAGAGUGGAAGAGCUUCUUCGACCCGUUGUUCCAAAAUGUAGUGGACGAACUCGAGUGGAAGGUCAAAAAAUUAAGUUAA
Messenger RNA from Phytophthora infestans T30-4, 1593 nucleotides. RefSeq lists its product as uncharacterized. NCBI's taxonomy places the organism in Eukaryota, Oomycota, Peronosporomycetes, Peronosporales, Peronosporaceae. The record is from RefSeq and is a predicted model, not a curated record. The coding region runs from base 1 to 1593 and encodes 530 amino acids. Gene Ontology annotation, molecular function: glycosyltransferase activity. The transcript has a single exon.